Molecule: messenger RNA, 768 nt
Organism: Malus domestica (apple)
Lineage: Eukaryota; Viridiplantae; Streptophyta; Magnoliopsida; Rosales; Rosaceae
Source: RefSeq, a predicted model, not a curated record
AUGGAGUACUUUGUUAUUGUAGCAGAAGAGGUUCGGACUUGGGUUGAGAGGUUUCACACUGUUGUUGUGGAUAAGAAAAAGGAUAAUGAUGUUGUUGUAUUGGUUGCUGCGGUGGAGAAUAAGGAGGUGAAUGAUGUUGUUGCAUUGAACUACCUAGAGAAGCUCGUGAAAGAAGGCAAAGUCGAUAGAUACUUGGACAAGCCAGCUGCGCAGCAAAAAAGGAAUGCAGACGGAGAUGAGGAGCCACCAGCUAAGAUGAUUCGAAUCAAUGGCAUUUUCGCCGAAUCUGAGCACUUGGGGGCCACUAAUAACUCCAAAAAGAAGAAGAUCCAGCAGGCUUUACUAAUUUCACAAGUCCAAGCAGUCGAUACCCAACCUGGACCCAUUAUUGGCUUCAUUGAGCAGGAUGCAGAAGGCGUCGAUUUCCCACACGAUGAUGCACUAAUAGUAUCUGUUCAACUAGCCCAUGCUAUAGUUGAAAGGAUGAUGGUUGACAAUGGACGUGCAAUCAAUUUACUUCAACUCUCAGUCAUUCAGAAGAUGGGCCUGGAAAGCACAAUCAUACGCCGAGCAGAGGUACUUACCGGAUUCAACGGACACAUCUCAACUGCCAUCGGCCACAUCAUACUUGAUGUAAAAACAACGCCAGUCGUCUUAAAGAAAACGUUCACGAUCGUAAGUGAUUCAUUUCCCUACAAUAAGAUUCUUGGAAGACCUUGGUUGAUCAAGUUGGAUGCUGUCACUUCUGUCAAGUAUCAAAAAAUCUGA